AUGGCACUCCGAGGCUCCCCUCUUGUGUUCAUCCUCGUUCUCUUCGUUGCAGUCGCCUUCCUCGAACACUGCACCGAGGCUCGACAUCACCCUCACCGGCCAUCGAAGCCUCACCAUCCUUCAGACACCCUGCCUUCGAGCACAACGCCAACUAUCCCCACUGCUCUGCCUCCGGGUGCAAUCCCCAUCGUCCCUGCAGUUCCCACUACUCCAACGAUAGGUGGUGGUGGUGGUGGCUCCUCGUUCCCUCAGAUUCCCGGGAUACCAUCGAUACCAUCAAUUCCAAGGAUGCCAUCGAACCCAUCAAUUCCAACGAUUCCGACGAUCCCCACAAUCCCAACGAUUCCAUCCAUUCCGACCAUCCCAACGGUCCCCUCCAUUCCGCCACCUCCCUGA
This is a messenger RNA of Linum tenue, 396 nucleotides long. The record is from the annotation of a GenBank genome assembly. Lineage: Eukaryota; Viridiplantae; Streptophyta; Magnoliopsida; Malpighiales; Linaceae.